Messenger RNA from Beta vulgaris subsp. vulgaris (sugar beet), 825 nucleotides. RefSeq lists its product as uncharacterized. Bases 1 to 825 code for a protein of 274 amino acids. The record is from RefSeq and is a predicted model, not a curated record. Lineage: Eukaryota; Viridiplantae; Streptophyta; Magnoliopsida; Caryophyllales; Amaranthaceae. The transcript has 2 exons.
AUGACAGAGACUGAGUCUAUUUCUGAUUAUUUUUCUCGGCUUCUCACGAAUGUGACACAACAAAAACAAAAUGGUGAAAAGAUAGAAGAUAAAAAAAUUAUUGAAAAAGUUCUACGAUCGUGUAAUAAAAAAUUCAAUCAUGUAUUACCAGCAAUUGAAGAAUCAAAGGAUAUUGAUACAUUAUCUAUAGAAGAACUCAUGGGAUCACUUCAAGUGCACAAACAACGAAUUCAGAAGAAUGAUGGACCAGCUGUACUAGAUCAAGCACUUGAAUCAAGAUUCCAAUCAAAUGAACAAAGAGGUGGAAACCGACGAGGAAAUUUCCGAGGACGAGGAGGUAGAGGUCUUGGUAACUACCAACCUCGCAAUCAAAAUAAUGAGAGAAGUUUUGGCCGUGGAAGAGGCAAGCAAAAGGAUCAGGGAAAUCAUUUAAAUUUCGCUGAAUCAUCCCAAAAUAAUGAGGAAAGUCCUGCAUUGUUACUAGCACAAGAAGAGGCUAGUAAUCAACAAGACAUGUGGUUUUUCGAUUCUGGUGCGAGUAACCACAUGUGUGGUAGAAGAGAAUAUUUUAUUGACCUUGAUGAGAAUGCACAAGGUAAUGUAAGUUUGGGAGAUUCAUCCAAACUACAAGUUGAAGGUAAAGGAAAAAUACGAAUAUUUCAAGCAAAUGGAAAUGAAAAAUUUAUUUCUAAUGUUUACUACGUUCCUGAUAUGAAAAGCAACAUCCUUAGUAUUGGGCGACUUUUGGAAAAGGGAUAUAUUGUUCAUAUGGAAGGUAAUAAUCUUCAACUUAAAGAUAAAAGUGGAAGACUUAUUGCUCAAUAA